CAUGGCUCUCCUGGAGGGUGGAAACCACACUGCAAUGACAGAGUUCAUUCUAUUGGGCCUGACAGAUGACCCAGUCCUUAAAGUGGUCCUCUUCACCAUCAUUUUGUGCAUCUACCUGGUGACCAUGUCUGGGAACCUCAGCACCAUCCUCCUCAUCAGAGUCUCUUCCCAGCUCCAUCACCCCAUGUACUUUUUUCUCAGUCACUUGGCUUCUACUGACAUAGGCUACUCAUCUUCUGUCACCCCCAAUAUGCUUGUCAGCUUCCUGGUAAAUCAAAGUACUAUCUCAUAUCUUGGAUGUUUUAUACAGUUUGGUUCAGCUGGGUUUUUUGGAACACUUGAAUGCUUCCUUCUGGCUACCAUGGCUUAUGAUCGCUUCGUAGCAAUUUGCAACCCACUGCUUUAUUCAAACAAAAUGUCCACACAAGUCUGCAUCCAGUUAGUUGCAGGAUGUUAUAUAGGGAGUUUUCUUGAUACAUUCUCCUUUGCCCUUUCCUUUCAUUAUUUUGUUUUCUGUGGACCAAACAAAGUCAAUCACUUUUACUGUGAUUUUGCUCCUUUGAUGGAACUCUCCUGCUCUGAUGUCAGUGUCUCUGCAGUUGUUACCACAUUUUCUGCUGGAUUAGUAAUCAUGAUCACAGUCCUUGUCAUAGCCAUAUCCUACACCUACAUCCUCAUCACCAUCCUGAAGAUGCGCUCCACUGAGGGCCGCCACAAGGCCUUCUCCACCUGCACCUCCCACCUCACUGCAGUCACUCUCUACUAUGGAACCAUCACCUUCAUCUAUGUGAUGCCCAAGUCCAGCUACUCCACAGACCAGAACAAGGUGGUGUCUGUAUUCUACAUGGUGGUGAUCCCCAUGCUGAACCCCCUCAUUUACAGCCUCAGGAAUAAUGAGAUUAAGGGUGCUCUGAAGAGACAAGUUUUUAAGAAAAUAUUUUCUUAG
Molecule: messenger RNA, 946 nt
Organism: Arvicola amphibius (Eurasian water vole)
Lineage: Eukaryota; Metazoa; Chordata; Mammalia; Rodentia; Cricetidae
Product: olfactory receptor 494-like
Exons: 1
Coding region: 2-946 (314 amino acids)
Biological process (GO): G protein-coupled receptor signaling pathway; sensory perception of smell
Cellular component (GO): membrane
Molecular function (GO): G protein-coupled receptor activity; odorant binding; olfactory receptor activity
Source: RefSeq, a predicted model, not a curated record